CAGUAUAGCGAAGCUCAGUGCUGCAUAUGCUGCAACAGUUUGAGUCUGUUUGUAACAGUGUUGUCCUCUCCCUCCCACUUUACUCCACCCCUGAAAUGAGUUGGGGACAGUUAGAAAACUACUAGAGCAUUACUACUGCUGCUAUGCUCAAGUCUUGUCAGGAUCUGUAUUGCCGGAGAGGAGGGAAGGCAAGGUGUUGUGAAUGUAAUUCUGUUCUUUCUCACUGGUACUAUGAAAGAGAUGGACAGUUCUUCUGUAAGAAAGAUUACAGGUCACGGUUUGGGGAGCAAUGCUACGGCUGCUCGGAGUCUAUUACCACCGGCCUCAUCAUGGUGGCUGGGAAGCACACAUACCAUCCAGAGUGCUUUCUCUGUAAAAGCUGUGGCAUGUUUAUUGGAGAUGGUGAUUCUUUCAUUUUGGUGGAUUUGACCAAUUUAUACUGUGGACACUGUGGACAUGAGGUGGUGUCGAUGAAGCACUCAGAAGCAAAAUGUUCAAGGCUUCCUCAUACAGUGACAUCGAUGUCAUUUCCUCCUUCUGCAGAAAGCAGGCGAGGUUUAUCCUUCACAGUGGAACAGAAGGAUGCAGGCCCUUUGAUCAUCGUAUCUCAACUGGAUAUGAACAACCUGAGCCCCGAAGUUAAACCUUUGAUCCAUGUUGGAGAUAGGAUUCUUGAGAUCAAUGGAAUUUCUGUCCAGAACAUUCCACUCAGUGAGAUAGAUCUGGUGAUUCACGAUACAGAGCACUGGUUACAAAUCACAACUGAACAUGAUCCUAAAGAACUCGCACAACAAGAAGACUUGUCUGGCCUACUGGGAGAAGAACAGGAACACCCUGGAAAACUAGGUUUCUUUCCCCUUCCCAGCAACAGACGAAUAUACCCUCGAUCCAAAAAUAUUCUGCGCAGCUGCAGUAUUGAUAAAGCUGCAUGCUCGCAACGACACGCCGCACUUCUUUCCAGCAGAAGAGACAUCAAUCGAUCAGAGUCUCUGCGUUUUGACCCCAAUGACAAAACACAACGUAUCUUCCGACCCUCAGACCUAAUAUAUGGGGAAGUUUUGGGAAAAGGUUUUUUUGGACAAGCCAUAAAGGUGACACAUUCGGAAACAGGCGAGGUCAUGGUGAUUAAGGAACUUCUUCAAUUCGAUGAAGAGACCCAGAAGACAUUCCUGAAAGAGGUCAAAGUAAUGAGAUGCCUAGAACAUCCUAAUGUCUUAAAGUUCAUCGGCAUUCUCUACAAAGACAAACGGCUGAACCUGAUCUCUGAGUAUGUGCAAGGAGGAACGCUGACGGACACCAUCCAGAAAAUGGACAUGGAUUACCCUUGGAAACUUAGAGUGAGCUAUGCCAAGGACAUUGCUGCCGGAAUGGCUUACCUACAUUCAAUGAAUAUCAUUCAUCGGGAUCUAAACUCGCACAACUGCUUUGUCCGAGAGAACAAAACAGUGGUAGUUGCUGACUUUGGUUUGGCCCAGCUGGUAAAGGAAGAAAAAAGCUCCUCUCCUGGACAAAUAUCGAAAUUGAACAAGCUUGGUCGUAAGAAACGGUAUAUGGUGGUGGGCAACCCUUACUGGAUGGCACCAGAAAUGCUAAAUGGAAAAGUCUACGAUGAACGUGUUGACAUUUUCUCUUUCGGGAUUGUUCUUUGUGAGAUUGUUGGAAGAGUAUAUGCCGAUCCAGAUUACCUUCCUCGCACGCAGGAGUUUGGACUGAAUGUGAAUGCAUUCUUGGAGCGCUAUAUGUCUAAAGGUUGCCCUGAGGCUUUCUUUCCCAUCGCGGUUCUGUGUUGUGCCUUGGAGGCUGAGAAACGUCCCAGUUUUGCUAAAUUAGAGGAGUGGCUCGAGAACUUGCUGAUGCACAUGGAGAUAAAACUUCAUCUGAUGUCAGAACUGGAUCAAAUCCGCCAAGUGUUUUGGGAGAACCACAGCCAGUCAAAACAAGCUUAUGGGAUUCCCUCGAACCAGACGGAGGACUCAGCCUUAUAGCAGAAGCUGAGAGGCGGUUGCAUCCCUUCACGAAGGGCCUAUCCAGAAGUCUGUUAGCGAAGUGAACAUGCAGUGGUCACUUCCGUUUGUGAUCAUGUUAUCUUUGUUUGGAGAUCUUGCGAUGCAUUUUAAAGCAAAGUUGGGGUUGAUUUUGACUUCACAUAGGCUAAUUAAAAUUUUCUUUAUUUUAAUGCAAUACUAAAUAUUUUUCAUCAGUGAUAGAAAUGUGAUUUAAGAUGAUGGUGCAAGCAAGUUUAAGCAAGAAUAAUUUGGAAAAAGUCUAAUGGUAAAUAAGACAAAAUUAAACAAUAUUUGAUUAAAUAAUAUGAAGAAAUAUUAUUUGCAACAACUGAUGAAUUGCUCAAUGUUGCAUGCACACGCAACACUGUCAGGGUAACAUUUGGCCAGUCAUUUCCUUCACCAAGAGAGUUUCACAGGCUUAUACAAGACAGUUUUGCCCUACACUCUUUAAACAAGAGCAUAGGGAUGCACACUUCUGUUUGGAAUUUGGCCUAGUUCUUAAAACUCAAUCUUAACACAGAGGUUAUGCAAUUGAUCAUUAAAUUCUCAAUUACAAUUACAGUGACCCAUUUAACAAAAUGUCUGAAUGUAGCUAUAUGCCUAAAUACUUUUCUGAGCCAGUUUUGCAGUGACCUUUACUUUUUGUCUUACUUUUUUACGAAAAUGUCAAAUUUCAAAGACAUUUUGCACUUUUUGUACAAGUGUCCAAAUACAUUUUGGGGUCACUGUAUAUUUUACAAGGUUGUGAAGUCUGCUGCAAUCAUUUUGUACUACUUGUACUGAUGUUCUCAGACACAAAGGUGCUAUUGUUCUUGAGAACAGUAUUAUAAAUGUAAGCUAAAUACAAAUGUAUAUUUAGAAUAAUAUUUUUAAGCAGAUCUGAUGUUUAAAUUGCUUGUUGCUUGUCUCUAUAAGUACCAUUGUAGUCAUACUUAUUAUUAUUAUACAUUUAUGUUUGCCUAAUUGUAUUACAUGUGUCAGAUACUGUGAAAUUUAGAAAAAAGCUUCAUCUGACGAAACGAAUAAAUGUCAUGUUUUCAUUUGAGCCGUGAUGCAGUUUAACGGUUAAGUUCAGUCACCGAAACAGAUCCGUCUUAACAAGUAGCAAAUUUUUCUAUAAGAUUCACUAUUAUUUUACACAUUUAAAGCUGUCUGUUGGAUAUUUUACAGUUUAUAAACUCUUGUGUGUGUUUUUUUUCUUUUCAACUGUAAUUGUAACAAUAAAUAAGCUGUUUGUCGAGA
Molecule: messenger RNA, 3248 nt
Organism: Carassius auratus (goldfish)
Lineage: Eukaryota; Metazoa; Chordata; Actinopteri; Cypriniformes; Cyprinidae
Product: LIM domain kinase 1-like
Exons: 15
Coding region: 144-1985 (613 amino acids)
Biological process (GO): protein phosphorylation; positive regulation of stress fiber assembly; actin cytoskeleton organization
Cellular component (GO): cytoplasm; neuron projection; nucleus
Molecular function (GO): protein binding; protein serine/threonine kinase activity; ATP binding
Source: RefSeq, a predicted model, not a curated record